Messenger RNA from Ostreobium quekettii, 387 nucleotides. The record is from the annotation of a GenBank genome assembly. NCBI's taxonomy places the organism in Eukaryota, Viridiplantae, Chlorophyta, Ulvophyceae, Bryopsidales, Ostreobiaceae.
AUGCAGAUCUUCGUGAAGACCCUCACGGGCAAGACCAUCACCCUAGAGGUGGAGGCCUCGGACACGAUCGAAAAUGUGAAGGCGAAGAUCCAGGACAAGGAGGGGAUCCCGCCGGACCAGCAGCGCCUCAUCUUCGCUGGGAAGCAGCUUGAGGAUGGGAGGACACUGGCGGACUACAAUAUUCAGAAAGAGUCCACCCUGCACCUGGUCCUUCGAUUGAGGGGUGGCAUCAUUGAGCCGUCUCUGCAGAUCUUGGCAAGGAGAUACAACCAGGACAAGCAGAUCUGCCGCAAGUGCUACGCCCGCAUGCACCCACGUGCCACCAACUGCAGGAAGAAGAAGUGUGGCCGCACCAGCCAGCUGAGGCCCAAGAAGAAGCUGAAGUGA